AGAUGUAGAUGCUUUGGUGGAAAAAUACAGUGUCCAACUUUAUUCUUAAAAUGAUGAGGAUUGUUGAUGUAAGAAUUACAUUUUGUGGUUCCGCAAUAGACAAAGACGACUCGUCUUAGUAAUCAGAGAGAGAGGGGGGGGGCAUCUUCCCAUCAGUGUUGGCGUGACAGCUGACCAUGGUUAGCACAACAAACAAACUCUGUCUCACUCUCUGUCGGUUGAUGUUUUGCUUUCUCUUGCACUCAGCCCUUGUGUUGUGUAUUUAUGCACGAGUCUGCUCUCGUCUUGUCAAACUAAGAGCGGCCUUGUAAUCGACGGCCACACCAGCUGUAACACGCACGCACGCACGCACGCUCGCACGCACGCUCGCACACACACCAAAUUGAAAGCAAAGAAACGCACAUGAAACACGUGCACACGACAGACCAAGGGAAUGUAAAGUGUUUUGUUUUUUUUCACAAUCACUAAUUCAGUUAACUAAUUCACAUGUACUUGUUAAAGUGACUCGGGGUAAAACAACGUCUAAAAAUAGAUCAAACGUCUCAUAAAUAGGCUUAACUGAGAACUGUAGCUUCACCUUGUUGCCCCAUGCAGACACGGUCACUUUGGCCUUGACAUUUACAGCCAAUGACGAAGUCAUGUUGCAUAAGAAACAGUAUAAGGUAUUCUGCAAGGGGUGUUUUGCUAAAUAUGCAAUAUAGGUUUUUGUGCUUUACUAUCCACCGUUUCCUUCACAUAUUUUUCACUCGGUUAUCCUUGUCCUGGAGACAUGUUGCUUCUCAUUAUGACCUCAAAAAGAUGGCCGGGUAUCAACAUCCUAAGGGCCGUGAAGGAGGACGGAUGGGUCAUAUUCGUUUCAUCUUGGUCAUAAAGCUGUGUUUCACUGAAGUCUGGGGAUAUUUUCUCUCCACAUACAGUACAGUAGGUGAUAGUAUUCAUGUAUGUAUGUAUUUAUUUAACUACUUGUGUUUACCUGGAGCUUCUAUUGGUUAAAAUUGUGUUACACCAUUAUGAAUAAACAUGGUGAUGUGCGCACUGGUACAUCAUGGUUGUUUUACUUGAUUAAGUAUGUAAGCCUAGCUAUCGUGACAACAAUAUGAAAAAUUACAUCUAUAUUUAUAUGGAUAAUAUUUUUUCUUAUAGUAUUAUUUCAUCUUUUUUGUUGUAGCAACUGCAAACUUACCCCAAAAAGUGGCCAUGGAAUUUGAUAUUUUAAAUACAUCUUCGUGAGACUGUCUUUAGCCUGAUAGCUGUUGGUUGUGGCCUUCUGUUAGCACCUUCAAGCUGGUUGACUUUAAAUUGUGCUCACAUUGUCAUUGAAAUGGAUGGCAUUUUGUCCUGAUAACUCAUCAUUGUUCUCCCAUGCACUCUGCAUGUACUCAUUUUGCCUCUCUCCAACUAAAAGGACCAAUCCUUGAAUGCCGGUUGUGUUCAUUCAUUUUGGGUUAGCCACGUCACCUCUGCCAACACCGCACUGCUUUCCUGCUAACUGCUUUUACAUGCUAUGCUGCUCAGGCCUUGGGAGUCUGAGCCUGUUACUAUAGCAACCUCACAGAAGGACACAGUGGAGGAGAGGAGGGGGCGGGAGCAAGCUAGUGAUACCACUACCCCUUGAUUGGCUGGAGGCAUCCUCUAAACCCCGCCCACCCCACUGAGUCAUGAUCAUCAUCACUUCUGCUGCAAAACCCGUGACUGCUGCUGCUCGCUCUCUCUCACUCUCUGUAUCUCCGUGUUUAUCGAGUCAUUGUUGGAGAUGCAGCGAUCCAUGUGUAGAGCUAGUGAUGUCACUGAGCAAGGCAUGUUGCAAGAGAGAAGACGACUGUCAUAGUAUGACCUCAGGAAAGACUCGGCCAGAGGACGGACUGACCGGAAGCUGUAAAUGGAUGGAGACAUGAGGGGAAAGAAUCUGGCACAUUUGCUGAAGCUUUGGAGUGACUGAGGAAAGGAAAGAAGACAGAUAAAGAUGGCAGAUUCCUACUGACACAUUUGCUGAAAGGCGAUAAGGGAUAAUGUUUUUUUCCUUCUGACAAUGGAUGACGCAAGUAACGGUGCUGUGGGAUGACACGCAGAAAUGGCACCAGCAUCACAACAAAUAUGGAGCAUAAUACACUGACAGUUUGCAGUUAAUGAGUGUGGGGCAGAAGGGACAUAUGAUGAGAACGGGCAGAUUGUCACUAAUCAUGACUGUGUGCCAGCUGGCAACUGCUAAGCAUGCUGGGACGGAAGAAGCGGACACUGACUAACGGACAGCACUAGUAACUAGUAAGACCCAUGCUGGGACAUUGUUUUUGCCAAAGAUGUUUCACCUAAGUAUGCUGGGACACUGCAAACGAUACAGCUGUCCGUCAGAGCAGUGAGGAUGAACAGACGAGGCCAGACCAGAGGUCAGAGGUUUGUCAAGGCAGACUACUACGAGCUGGACUGGUACUAUGAGGAGUGUACUGAUGUACUGUGUGCUGACAGAGUGGGCCAGAUGACGAAGACCUACAGUGACAUUGAUGCCGUCACUCGACUGUUGGAGGAGAAAGAGCGCGACUUGGAGUUGGCAGCUCGCAUCGGACAGUCGCUGCUGAAGAAAAACAAAGCUCUCAGUGCGAGGAACGAGCUGCUGGAGGAGCAAGUAGAGCACAUGCGAGAGGAGGUGUCUCAGUUGCGUCACGACUUGUCCAUGAAAGAUGAGCUGUUACAGUUCUAUACCAGCGCUGCUGAGGAAAGUGAGGGGGAGUCUACCACCUCCACACCUGUGCGUCCCAGUGAAAACAAUGUGUCAACUCCCAUUUCUUUCCCCCUGGACUCCUUGCAGAAGAAACUCAAAGAUCUGGAGGAUGAAAAUAAAUCAUUACGAACUGAGGCCAGUCAUUUGGAGACAGAAACUAUCUCUUAUGAGGAGAAAGAGCUGCAACUUGUCAAUGACUGUGUCAAAGAACUACGUGAUGCCAACCUGCAGAUGUCCUCUCUGGCUGAAGAGCUUGCCAGGAAGACUGAGGACGCCUCCAGACAGCAGGAGGAGAUCACACACCUCCUCUCCCAGAUAGUAGACCUCCAGAAGAAGGCCAAGAUGUAUGCCGUGGAGAACGAGGAGCUGACUCAGCACUUAGGUGCAGCCAAAGACGCCCAGCGACAGCUCACUGCUGAAUUGCAAGAGUUACAAGAUAAGUAUGCAGAGUGCAUGGAGAUGCUUCAUGAGGCUCAGGAGGAGCUGAAGAACCUCAGAAAUAAAACUCUACCGCUCAGCACAACGAGGCGUUUCCAUUCUCUGGGUCUGUUCCCAAUGGACUCUCUGGCGGCAGAAAUAGAGGGCACCAUGAGGAAGGAACUUCAGAUGGAUGUUCCAGACGUAGAAGAGCAGAGACUGCAACCUAAGCGAGUGUUCCAGACCGUGAAAAACCUGAACCUGAUGCGUCAGCAGCGUUCAUCGCUAGCCCCCUCCCCCCUCAACAUCCCAGGCUCCAAUCGGACAUCAUGCCUCACCUCGGGGCUCUCCAGCAGGGUGGGCACGCCGCACUCCGACUCCAUAUAUGGUAGCGACACGGGAAGCGGGAUCAUCCUGGACAACAGGACUAGCAGUAUCCUGGAGAGUCGAGACGAUGGGUCAGAGGACUCUAACAAGCGGCCCCCUGGUACUCCGGGGACCCCCGGCAGCAGGGACCUGGAGGCAGCCCUGCGGCGUCUGUCCCUCCGCCGCGACAACUACCUCUCAGAGAAACGCUUCUUCGACGAUGAGAGGGAGAGAAAGCUGGCGUAUCUGGCCAAAGAGGAAGAAAAGGGAGGUGAGGGGAGCAGUGGAGGCCCGGGCACACCGGCGGAGAGCCUGCUGUCGCUGUGUUCGCAUCCCUCCUUCGGAAGCGUGUGGUCGGGGUACUCCAUGUCAGCCAGAUCCUACCUGCCCGAUAAGCUGCAAAUUGUAAAGCCGCUAGAAGGCUCUGCUACUCUCCAUGCAUGGCAGCAGUUGGCUCAGCCCCACAUGGGCGCUCUGCUGGAUCAUCGGCCCGGUGUGGUCACGAAGGGCUUCCGCACUUUAGAACACGAGCAGGAGCAAGAAGAACCUUGGCACCUGGACCAACCGGAGGAGGACGAAGUUUCGUGCGACUCAUUCACCGGCUUGUCGGGAGGGAGCUCUGCUCCCAUGGAUCCGCCUCGCUCUACCUCUUCUCCGUCCGCCUGCUGCAACAAAAACAAAGACGUCGAUGACGAUAGCCAAAUAGAAACAAUGCAAGGCAACAUGUGCAGGGCAAGAGAAGCGAUUCUAGCAAAAGAUGGACAUGUUGCAAAUGUACCUCUUUCCUUCUCUUGCCUCUCCCCUUCUUCUCCUCCUCCUCUCCCCUCUUCUUCCGAGAUGAACGGGCACGUGGACCUCAAGGAGCUCCAGGACCGUAUGCCUGUUCAUUUCCCAGGCAAGAGUAUGUCCAACACCAGCUCCACAUACACCUUCACCACCUGCAGGAUUCUCCACCCUUCUGACCAGCGGACCUCUGUGUCCCCAAGCUCAGCUCUAGCCUCUUGUCAGAGCAGCGCUUGCAUCGGCACCCCUACCCCCACCUGCUCUCCUGUUCCCUUCUCUUCCCCGCCCACACCGUCGUACACCCCCUGCUGCACCCCACGCCGCCUCUCCCUCUCCCUCUCACUGGCGGAGUCCUCCACCAACCUCAGGGACUCCACCAAGACCACCAGCACUUCCCUGGGCCUGGUGCGCCUCCUGCUGGAGCACGGGAUUUCUGCCUCGGUGUACGAUCCUCGCAGCUGGGACCGAGGGUUGGAUGCCAGCGGAGCUUCGACACCCGUGGGAGGAGCGCAGGCGCAGCGGAGUGUCGGCAUACCGGAGGAGACUGAACACAGGCGAUUGGUGAAACGGCCAGACACCCUCCUCCUCCAGCCCUCCAUCCCCCCGAACUCCCCUCGUUCCAAAUCGGCCUCUUCUACCACCAACCGCCCAGUUUUUCAGUUCAGCCCUUCCGCUGAUGACCCGCCAUUUUAUGACACCUUCCUCGCCUCUAAGCCAGCUCGAACUAUUCUGAGGGAAGUGCUCGGGGAGGCGGAGAGGGAGCAAACGGAUGACGACGGCCAAACGGAGAAGCUGAACCUGCGGCUUGUGGACAAACUGAAACGCUUCCGCACCCUCUCCUCUCGUGCCGGUUCUGUUUCAUCUGGGAGUACUCUCUUGGCCCCCUUUGGCACUUCCGGACUGGGGAACAGUGCACUGGGUGGGGGGCUUCCAGGUUUGAAUGCAGGGCUCAGGAGGAAUCGAAGCUAUCCUGCCAUGGUCGGGGCUAGUAUGGCUAUGAAAGACCCGGGAGGCCCCCCCAGCACAGAGAUAGUCAUACCGCAUACGAUGCAAACCCCACAUACCCAACACACAGUGCACACACAGGAAAUGGACAAAGUGCAAUCAAAUCACACACUGGCCUGUAUACCACAGACACUAUGUGAACUGGAAACGGUCACACCAGAGUUAAAACAGAGACGCACCCGGCCAAGCGACGGACUGUGGCAUUUAACAAGCAAUGACCAACACAGCGAUGAUGAAGCUGGGACAUAACGGGAGAUAUCCAGUGUAUUAGCUCAUAUUACAACACACUGCAACUCACGUUUUACAGUACCAUACACAUACAGCAUUACACAUGUGCAAACAUAACAUUUUUCAAAACCAAAUACCCUUAUGACUAUAUAGACAUCCUUCAGCUAUCCACAGACCAAACAGCUAGAGUGAUGAACAGCAGUGCAGUCCACCUACAGACUCAACUAAACCAAGUCCGCUCUCCUAACCAGUCCAGUCCCCAGUAGUGGUUGACAUUGUUACACUGUUUUAUACUCGUAUGCUGUCAGACCAAACUAAUGAUGAUGGAGUAUGUUGCUUUCCUCUGUGCCCAUUGUAAUUGUGUAUUGCAUAUGCAAUAUGCUGUGUCAUACAUAGUUUAAUAUUAAUGGCCCAAUCUGGUGGAAGUACUGCAGAGCUUUCCCACAACACUUUUCUGUCUCAUUUUCCUUCUCAACCUGAAUAAUGCACUUUAAAAUACAAAAACAAUAUAUGCAUUUAAUGUACUGUGCUGACCCAAAUGAUGCAAGGUGACAGUUCAUUGCUUCAGACAAAGGUUGUUUGUCGCCUUCAUGUCGCUUUCAUAGCAAGUUUCUGCCGUGGCACUGCAACACAAAAAGCCCAUCAGACCAUCAUAACCAACACAUCUAUAAAACGGGUUGACGGCAGAAAAAAGGUAUUUUUCAUUUUGGUCUUUUUAAUUAAGGACCAGAGUGCAGGAUUUAGUUGAAUCUAUUGGCAGAAAUGGAAUAUCAUUUUCAAUCUACAACCACACCGCAAGAUGGCACUAAAUCCUACAGCCCUUUAAAUAUUUGACACUUGUGAAAACUUUGUCAGAGUGAAGCAAGUGACUGUUUUAUGCGUCAUGUCACCUCAGUGUUGGAGCUGAGACUAAGGAUGGAGAGACUAAUGUCAAAGCUAACCAGGAAGACAACAAAAGAGAGAUACAGUCAUAGUUAAGAGGGCUGCUAGUCUAUUACCGGAGCCUAAAUGUAAGGGUCGGCUUAUAUAUUUAUUUUUUUCAUACUGUACUGUAUUUUUAUUUAAAUGUGGCAACACAUUCAAACAUGGUUAGUUUUCCUACCUUUUUAAUUUCAAAGUGCAAAAUAUUGUCACCUUAUAUUCGGGCCACUGGUAUGUUUACGUCCUUAAUUGCUCCGGAGUUAAAUGGAAUUGUCACAUGCAGUAGCAUUGGCCCUAGAGAUUAUUUUCUACCAGCAACUCUUUUUUUUUUUUUUUUUUUUCUCUCCUCUCUGCAUGUAAUAUGUAUUAGAAUCCAGAUUGGGACUUUAAUGUGCGAUCUCACUGUGACUCACUGUUCCUAUGUGCCUAUUAACAGCCAACAUACUGUAUCUCAUUGGAGUAUGGGUUUGCAUUUGUAUUAUUUGAUUAGUUAGUCAUUUUAAUGCAGUAGAGAGUGCAUGAGAACAACUGUGCAGAUCAAUGUAUUUGCAUCUGAACCUGCUGAAGGUCCCCACAUAUUCUCAUUUCUAUUUGUUUUUGUCUCCUACGGAGUUUGGGUGAAGCAUCCCCUUCAGUUAAAAUCCACAGGUACAUGUAGCAUAUGAACGGUGAUGCAGAACAGGUCCAGCUACACAGACGCCCGUUAAAACACUGUGACUACAGACAGCAAGAGGCCCGACCGGCACAAAACACUAAACUUGUUUUGACAGAUUCGCUUUUUAAACCUGGAUCACAUCCAUCGCAUACAUACUGACCGCAUACAAUUUAUUUUGUCGAAAUCAAACAAGCUUGUGGGUGGAGGAAAAAAAGCAAUGUUAAUCAUGAUGGAAAUGUGUAUGUUUCUGAAUGUAACUGUAAAAAGGAGUAACUUGAAAUAUCCAAAUGUUGGUUUUAAGAGCGAGAGACUGAGCUUUCAUCACAGUUUUGUUGCUGAAGGAAGGUUUUUGGGAUCUCUGACCCACUGACCCACUCUCGGGAACACCCCAGACAUCUAGCACACUUUAUGUAAAUCUUACUCGGCUAUAUUUGAAAAGAGAGCAUCACUGUUAAGAUCGAUCCCUUGCACCCUCAUGCUGAUCAUGUAGGUGUCCGUUAGAGUCUGAAGUCGGACACUGGGACUGGGUGACUGCUUGUCCGACUGACAGUGAAUGAAUGGACAAAAUGGCCGGCUCUGAUGCCGGCAGUGAUCUAUUGAAGUCCUUAAUGAUUAAGGGAUUGAACUAGUCCACGAUAUUGAGUGGGAGAUUAAUAAUCAUUAAAUAUAUUUAUUAAAUAUUUGGGUUAUUAGAAGCACACAUACAACUGAAUGUCCAUUGUAGAUGUUUGAGUGAAGGGACCUUUGCAGAUUGUAUUUAUGUUUUUAACAGUCGCACUGACAUUUUGAAUCAUAUUUCAUUGGACAGUUUAUGUUCUGGUUAAAUGAUAAAUAUUUCUCCGGCGCUAGUAGCUACACAGAUAUUUCCAAAGGGUACAGUUAGAUGUACACGCCAACAGUACAUUGAUGCUGCCAUAAUGGUUGCACAUUUGGGGUGAGAAACAAUUUAUACCAAGUUCUAAGACUGAAAUGAGGAGUUGUGUGCGUUUGUGCUUGCUUUUCUGUGUCAAACUGAAUCAUCUGAAUGUAAGUUAUUACAAACAGCACUCCUGCUGUAGGGCCAUACACAUGUGUACAGUAUGUUGAUUUAUUUUCAGUUUGUGUUAACCUCAAAGGGGGAACUGUUAUUACAUUGUAAUGUAUGCAACACAUAUAGUCAUGCUAACUUUUUCUUUUUUUAAAGAUGAACUGUAACGGUCGAACAAAAAUACAGGGAAUUAAGUUGUUUAUUUUCAGUAAAGAGGGAAAGAAACUUUUCUGUUCAGGGACUGAAGUGUUUUGUUCUACAGAACAGACCGCACCGUCAAUAAAUAUGAAUACAUUAA
Messenger RNA from Anarrhichthys ocellatus (wolf-eel), 8416 nucleotides. It is a transcript of the gene trak1a, whose product is annotated as trafficking protein, kinesin binding 1a. Lineage: Eukaryota; Metazoa; Chordata; Actinopteri; Perciformes; Anarhichadidae. The coding region runs from base 2360 to 5536 and encodes 1058 amino acids. The transcript is spliced from 15 exons. Gene Ontology annotation, biological process: anterograde axonal transport of mitochondrion; vesicle transport along microtubule; neurogenesis. The record is from RefSeq and is a predicted model, not a curated record. Gene Ontology annotation, cellular component: dendrite; mitochondrion; cytoplasmic vesicle. Gene Ontology annotation, molecular function: GABA receptor binding; myosin binding.